Molecule: messenger RNA, 1935 nt
Organism: Planococcus citri (citrus mealybug)
Lineage: Eukaryota; Metazoa; Arthropoda; Insecta; Hemiptera; Pseudococcidae
Product: mediator of RNA polymerase II transcription subunit 25-like
Exons: 6
Coding region: 437-1855 (472 amino acids)
Biological process (GO): positive regulation of transcription by RNA polymerase II
Cellular component (GO): mediator complex; transcription regulator complex
Source: RefSeq, a predicted model, not a curated record
UCUAGUAGUCCGGUCCACUACUUGGUCUUGAGUUGUCUUGUUUGGUCCCUUUGGAAUACAACCUGCUAAAUGCUUCAUUGUUCAUUCGUAGUUGGAAGUAAAAUAUCAACACUUCGUGACAGUUCCUUUGAAACUACAGGAUCUUAUGUACGUCGAUUUUGAACCUGUGCAUUUUUUUAAAAAUUGUAAUCAACCGUGUAGGCAAGUUUUUAUCUCCUGUACAAUUGUUUGAUCGCGAAAAUUCGGUGACUUUUUGUCGGAGUGUACUGUUUAUAUGAUAAGAGAACUUUUUGUUGACCAAUAAUUUACGCUGUGUGUGAAUUCUCGCCACAUAAGAAUACCCAUUUAACGUAGAAGGUAAAACUGCACAGUUUUCUUUUGAUCGUCGAUUGUGCUGUGCAACUUAGUGCAACCAGUUUCCAGUGCCCCUGAUAAAAUGACAGAGCAACUUUGCAGAGAAUGUGACCAAAUCGUAAGCUGUCUGCUUGCUGCGAGUCAGGCCAUGGUGCAUAAAAUGGCAGAAAAACUGUGUGGAAAGUGUAACCAGGCUGUGGAAAUCACAAAUAUUUGCUGCAACGAACGAAAAUCCAAUACGUCGAGCAACUCGGGUAAACAAAGUCGAGAAAUGGAAUUUGAUGAAGACUGGAUUGUGAAAAUGUCGCGAUUGCUGGAUUCGAAACUAAUACCUGUUAUGGCUCAGCUCGAUGAAAUUCGUGCCAAAGUGCAGGAUCACGCGCAGACUUUGGCUCCUCUUACUGAGCCUUUCAAAAAACUCGAAUUGAAAGUUAACGGUGCCAGCGAUGUCUCAGGAAGCGGUGUAAGAUGCGAGAAACCAAAUAUGGAUCAGCUUGAGGCGUGUCGAGAGGCACAACUCAAAUUAUCGAGUGAUCGUCCAGCUCCUUGUGCACCCGAAUUCAAUUCUGAAGCCAAAAAAACCGAGUUUCAACGACAGACCAUUUGGCGUGGAGUAUUGGAAUGGAAUGACAAGCGAGCUAAGGGUGCCGCCCAAGCUGUCAAGUCAGUUCCAUGCGCUGUUACUUCGAAUGCGAAAGAUGGCGAACCGGAAGUGAAAGUUGAGAAUUGGCCACCGAAAUUAGUCAUGCAGCUUUUGCCCAAAGCAUUGAUAAGUAACAUAGGCGGAGUUUAUUUGAAAAAUUCUACGUCCGUGUUAUUUCAUCCGUCUCCUUGUCCAGCUUUAGACGCAUUGACCAAAGUGAUGAGUAGUAACAUUGCCGGUUGUGUACAGUUCAACAAUUCGAAUUCUCCAGAUUGCAAUUUAAAAAUGCUUAUUUUACUGUAUACGCCGGAUAAAAAAGUAUAUCUCGGUUUCAUUCCAAAUGAUCAGACGGCGUUUAUUGAGCGGCUUCGUCUCGUGAUACAGCAGAGUAAAAAUAAAUCAAUUAUGAGGAACGUGUUUGGUGAUCCUCAAGGCUCGAGUAUGGCCAGAUUGCAAUCGUCAGUUCGGAGUGAUGAUGUGCGAGUGCAGUCCGAACAAAUGGGCGAAGGUAUGAUGCCUGUUAGCGAUAUGAAAAGUCACAACGUAUCAACAAAUGGUCCACUAGAUUUGUCUGGGAACACGAGUCGCCAUCUUUCCCCCUCAUUCAAUAACUCGUCAACGCCUCGAGAGAGACGAGAAAAACGUCGUAUUCUGCGUACCCUAAAGCUGCAGACGAAUGCAUCGCAACUGGCUCAAGAUUUUCCAGAUCGUACACGAGAGUCAAUUGACCAGCACAGCGACACCAUGCUCAGUUCUAGUGCUAGUUUUGACCCUGCCGUAGCUGAGUUUGAGCAAGAAGAGGCAGAAAAGCUGGCAUUCCCGAAAUCUCAGAUUGAAGACGACUUCGAAUUAAUAUGAAAUGGGAGAGGAAAAAAUAAUUUUUUCUUUUCAAGUGUGUAAUGAAUUAGUUUUCAAUACAUUUUCAUCCAAUUAUGUAA